CGCUCCUGUGAUUUUUAAUGUGCCUUUGAAUGAGUUACAUGUGAUCUGAGGCAAAGACCUGGCACCUGUUGGCUGGUAAUCCUGUGGACUCUUCUCUUUCAAUACUACUUCCUCCUACUUUGUAUAUUCCAAGCCAGUUGUUGCGUAAGUGCAGCGUGUGACUCAGCUGACAUGAUUGACAGAUCAUGACUUGCUCUUCAAGGUGUACUUUCCGUGACCACACCUCCUGAAGCAGACGCCGUGAUAAAGCGGCUGCAAACCUGCUGCUGGUCACUUGUCAGAAGUUGCAGCAGCAGAGGAAUGGAGUCGCAGGUGACCAUCAUUACACGGACGCAGUGGGGAGCAGCUGAACCCAAGGGGAGGGAGAAACUGAAGAGUCCAGCAGGAAGAGCCAUCGUCCACCACACGGCUCUGCCGGGCUGCUCCAGUCUGGACCAGUCCAAGAAACUGGUCCAGAGCAUUCAGAGAGGACACAUGAACGACAGAGGCUUCGAUGACAUUGGAUAUAAUUUUCUGGUGGCGGCAGACGGUGUGGUGUUUGAAGGCCGUGGAUGGGGUGUGGUAGGGGCACAUACCAAGGGCAGCAAUCAGGACUCAUUGGGCAUCGCCUUCAUGGGAAAUUUCAACAAUGAGUCUCCAAACAAAGCAGCUCUGAUGUCUGUCAAACAGCUGCUCCAGUCUGGAGUGUCUCAGGGGUUUUUAUGUCCAGGCUUCACUGUCCUCGGACACAGAGAUCUGGGAAGCACUCAGUGUCCUGGAGACAAGCUUUAUGCUGCACUUCCACAGCUGAGCUGAACUUUAAAAGUAUAGCGCCACCAAGCGAAGCUUUAUAGAUGUAACACUAAAAAUACAAAAAGAUUAUCAGUGGAGAGUUUACUUUAAUAUACUUGAAAAAUGAUGCAGAGGUUGAGAUCCAGCUCCAGACAUGAAGUUGUGAUAAGAUCGUUAGCAGAGGUGUAAGGAGGUCAGAUAUUAGUCAACGACUCCUGGGGUCACGUAACAAGGCUUAUUUUGUCAGACCGAAGGGGCGACCUAUUUGAAGUCCUGCAGUCAAAGUCCAAUAUACUUUCUAAUUUAAUUGGUCUUUUUUUUUUUCUUUUUUUUAACUUUGUGUUUUGUGUCUGGAGCUGAUUAUUGACAACACUUUAAACAAAAUAAACUGAAUUGUGUCUUUAACACUACAUUAACUUUACAUUAUGAAAGUGAAUUUAGAAAUCACUCAAAGUUGCUUUAUGUUAUGACGAAUAUGUUUUAUAACCUUCCGUGAAAUUUAAGGAAUGUUUUUGUCAAUAAAUACCAAUUAUCUGUCGUA
Cynoglossus semilaevis (tongue sole) is the source of this 1312-nucleotide messenger RNA. It is a transcript of the gene pglyrp5, whose product is annotated as peptidoglycan recognition protein 5. The coding region runs from base 301 to 795 and encodes 164 amino acids. Gene Ontology annotation, biological process: peptidoglycan catabolic process. Gene Ontology annotation, molecular function: N-acetylmuramoyl-L-alanine amidase activity; zinc ion binding. The record is from RefSeq and is a predicted model, not a curated record. The transcript has 4 exons. Lineage: Eukaryota; Metazoa; Chordata; Actinopteri; Pleuronectiformes; Cynoglossidae.